Messenger RNA from Pectinophora gossypiella (pink bollworm), 2382 nucleotides. RefSeq lists its product as uncharacterized. The coding region runs from base 128 to 601 and encodes 157 amino acids. Gene Ontology annotation, biological process: chaperone-mediated protein complex assembly; protein folding. The transcript is spliced from 2 exons. Gene Ontology annotation, cellular component: nucleus; cytosol. The record is from RefSeq and is a predicted model, not a curated record. Gene Ontology annotation, molecular function: protein-folding chaperone binding; Hsp90 protein binding. Lineage: Eukaryota; Metazoa; Arthropoda; Insecta; Lepidoptera; Gelechiidae.
UGACUCUGACACUGUUUGACACUGACAAACAAUCUAGAUUUCUUUCAUUCAUCUUCUAUUCCAUUGUAUUUUGUUGCCUGGUUUCGCUUAUUUCAAGCAAGCCGACUGAGCAUAAUUUCUAUACAAGAUGACUUCGGACGCAGUAGCUACUCCUCCGUCUGUAUCGUGGGCACAGAGAAGUGCUCGUGUAUUUCUCACAUUUAACGUCGAAUGUGAAAAACCGGACAUAAAAAUGGAAAAGCAAAUGAUUUCUUUUAAAGGGAUAUGUGAACCAGAGCAUAAACUACAUGAAGUAGUCAUACCUCUUUACGCUGAAAUAAAUCCAGAUAAGAGCACGUACGUUAACAAAGGCAGGUUAAUUGAAGUUGUAUUAGUUAAAGAGAACCCAGAAGCACCCUUUUGGCCGACUUUAACGAGUGAUAAAAAGAAACAUCAUUGGCUAAAGGUUGAUUUUGAACGUUGGCAAGAUGAGGAUGAGAGUGGUGAUGAAUUCGACGACAUGAAUGACAUGUUCUCAAGUAAAAUAGGCGACUUCGGUGAUGAAAACGAAAAAGAUGACACAAGCUCUGCAGAAGAGGAAGAUCUUCCGGAUGUAGAGUAAGGAAUCUCCAUACUCAUAUAGCCAAAAAUUAAUUAGUCAAGUUAGAUUCAACAUAAUCAUGUACGCAAAACAUCUAGUAUUUUAUAGUGGCACUUCCUCAUAGAAAGGGUUUUGUAUUUUAUUUAGUCUUGUAAAGUAUUUGAUAGAUUUAAUUGUAUUUACUAUUAUUGUGUUUAGAUUGUAUUGCUAUGCAAUAUCAGUUGAUGCAUUGCACAGGAGAACACAAGAACAUGUUAACGGGAGAGGUUUUAAUUUUACAAAUAUAAAUUGGUUUGCCUGUUUUCUGGAGGUGCCACUUGCAAUAGUUUUAAUGAACAUGUUUUCAUUAAUAUGUAUUGUACAAUUAUAAUUAAAAAUAAUAACUAUUUGCCUGCCAAUGCAGUAUCAGCAAUAUGUUUAAAUAGCAUACAUAAGAUGAUGAAAUUGUCAUUGGGGAAGAGGGCAUUUGUAUUAAUUGUAUUACUCCACUGGCUGGGUGUGCUGAACAUGAAUCUGAAAUGUGUUUUUAAAUUCAUGUGGUGGAAGAUGCUCUGUCCCUUUUUUACAAAUUGGUUUUUGGUAUAUAGCUUGUAUGGCACUGUUGAUGUCAUAAAUGGCUAUUGCCAUUAUGCUAACUAUUAAUUUAAGAAUGCCUGUAACCAUUUAAUUUUUGAAUGUAAUAAGUUUCUGUUGUCACACUUGACUAUCAAUUUAUCUCUACUUUUUAAUGUAACAAUUACCCUAUUCACCGUAUUUUUAGACUAUAACAUAAAUUGUGAACAAUAUGUUUGUGCUAUUUUAUACAUGGAAUAGAUUAGUGUGUGAGCUUAUUGUAGAUAAUGAGAGUGUCCAUUAAGUCAUACAUAACUUCAUAAGUACAUUGAUGCAUUUAGCUAGUACUAAUGUCAGAAGUUAUUAUAAAAAUCAUUAUAAUUUAAUUUAGAAGAAUGCUAUGAAAUGAAUUACUUAAUUUGAACAAGAAUGAUUUUUACAUUUCUUUGCUUGUCAUUUUUAUUAGCAGUUCAUGUUUUAAAAGGAAUGAGUUUGUUUAUGAUACUUUAUUAUUAUUUCUUUAUUAAACUCAUGAGCAAAUUCAUGUUGCAAUAGGCUUCUCUGACACUGACAUUAAUAGCUUUAAAUGUUCUGAAUGAGAAAAAAUGGAUUUUUUUACCAUUUAUGUCAUGACUUUUUAAUAUUAUGUACCUACACAAAAUGCAAUCUAUUUCGAUAUUCUCAUUUAAGUAAAUUUAUAUUUUUAUUUAAAUUUGAUAUUGGUUCAAAUUACCUAUAAUUCUGUUGAUGCAGUACAUAUAGAAGUAGAAAUUUGUGUAUUGCCUUAGCCAUCGGGAGAGUUUUGGUAGGCUUCCUAUUGUUUGGACCUUUUAAAUGAAUAUAUCACCCAACUGGUCAUCUGAAUAUUCCAGCAAUAUAAGUAACAUAAGCAGCUUUUUAUUGUUUAGCCGUUUAAUAGUUAAAGCACAUUUUUAUCACAAUUACUUAUGGAAAGAAGUUUAACAAUUGCAGGUGAUAAACAUAUUUCACAUUCCAAUUGUAUUAUUUUAAUUAUUUGUAUGCUUGUCCUGAAAUAAGUAAUAUCUGAAGACCCUCAUACCAAUGGGCAGCCUUGUGUUGAAUAAUGCGAGAUUCUAUGGUGUUUGUAUUUCUGUAAACUUUUAUCAUUUCCUCAAUUUAUGUUUUAUAUCUACCUAUGGGAUGAUGGUGAUAUUCUGUAACCGAAUCAUUUUAGGUUCAUGGUACUUGUAUUGCGUUCUUAUACCAAUAAAAAUACCCUAAACAUUUCA